AUGAGUGUUUCUUUUAUCCGAAAUGCUUGUUAUUCAACAAGAAGAAGAAGAAAAUUAUCAUGGCCAAUCAUUGUCAUAUUAUCUCUAUUGUUGGUUAUUGCAACCAUGUUAAUUUCAUUGUCCAAUGGUAGUGAUAAUAAUUACAUGCUAACAACAAUUAGUGGAACAGAUAAUUGUGGAGAUGGUUAUUAUGGUAAUACUACAUGUGUUAAUAGUCCAAGUGGAAUUCAUGUUACAUCUGAUGGUACCAUGUACAUUGCUGAAUACACCUCCAAAAGAAUUCGAAAGGUUUCCAAGAUUGGAAUCGUUUCAACCUUGAUGAAAACUCCCUACGAACCAAAUCAUAUAUUUGUUUUAGAGAAGAGUAUUUACUUACCACCAAUUGUUUACUUUGUAAUGAAGAAUUAUGUUGUUAAGGUGUUGAAUGAUGGAAGUUUGGAAACAGUUGCUGGAAGUGAGAGUGGUAAUGGUGAUUCUAUGGAUGGAGAUUCUGCACUUGGAGCUGUCUUGAAUACACCAGAUAGUAUCUAUGUAAAUCAACAGGAAGAGAUUUACAUUUGUGAUACUUUAAAUGCAAAGAUUAAGAAAGUUUCGAAUGGGAAAAUUUACACAAUUGCUGGAAAUGGUAAACUGGUUAACACUGGUAAUUUGGCAACUCAAAUCUUCUUAGCAAUGCCUCAGGGAGUUUAUGUCGAUGAGAAGAAGAAUGAAGUUUACAUUGCAGAUACAAAUAGUUAUCUCAUUAGAAAGAUAGAUUCUAAUGGAAUAAUUUCAACACUAGCAGGUAUCAGUGGUAAACUUGGUGAUGAUCAAAAUGUCCUAGCUUCAACUGCCAAACUUUUCACACCAAGAAGAGUUAAACUAAACUCACAAGGCGAAGUUUUCUGGGUGGAAAGUUCAAACGAAAAAGUAAAGAAAAUUGAUAAAGAUGGUUAUUUGAGAUUUGUGGCGGGAAAUGGACAACAAGGUUACAAUGGAGAUAACAUGAAUGCAUUGACAAGUUCUUUUAUGCUUCCUCAAGAUGUUUACAUUUCGAAAGAUGAUCAAUUUAUCUAUAUUGGAGAAUUUUGUUAUACGAAACUAAUUUGUUUAGAUACUGGUCAAUUGAGAGUAAGAAGAAUCAACAUUCCAACUCAAAUAAUUGAUACCUAUGUUGGUAAUGGUCAUUCUUUUUCAUCAGGUGAUGGAAUUAGAGCUAUCGAUGCCACAUAUGGUCAAUACAUAUUUCCAUUUAUAAAUUCCAAAUCAGCCAAGAUUAAUAAUCAUCAGGAUAUUUAUAUUGGUGAUGUGCAAGGUGGAUUAUUAAGAAAGAUUUAUUACUCAAUUGGGGAUCGUCAAUUGUAUACGAAAUUUAUUGAUUAUAUUGGUGGAAAUUUGAUGGUUAAUGUUCCGCGUGGGUUAUUUGUUGACGAUUCUGGUAAUAUUUAUUAUGCAGUUGUGUUUUACAAUAAUGUUUACAAAAUGGAUGUGACAACAGGUCAACAAAUAUUAUUUGCUGGCAUUUCACGUUUGGGAAAUUCAGGAAAUGGUGGACCAGCAACAAGUGCCAUGUUAAAUCGACCAGUUCAAGUUUUUGGUGAUUAUUCAAAUAUGAUUUAUAUAGUUGAGAGUGGUUCAUCCAAAAUUAGAAAAGUUGAUUUACAAAGUGGAAUAAUUUCAGAUUUUUGUGGAACUUCAAUUGGAUAUGGUGGUGAUAAUGGUUUACCAGAAUAUGCCAAGUUGGCUAAUCCAGCUGGUGGAUUUUAUCAUCGAUCAACUGGUGAUAUUUACAUUGCAGAUACUGGAAAUGGAAGAAUUAGAAAGAUUUCAGCAAAUGAUAGUACCAUUACAACAGUUGCAGGAAAUGGUAUCUAUUCACCUCCUGCUCCACAACCAACAAGAUUUUCCAAUGAGAUUUUGGAUGAUUUUCAAGAUGGAAUUUUGGCCAUUGAUGCUUCCCUUAAAAGUCCUACAAGUGUAGUUGUUAAUGAUGAAGGAGAAAUCUUCAUUUCUGAUAGAGACAAUUAUAGAAUUUUCAAAGUUCUUCUCAAUGGAAGUAUUAUUACCAUAGCAGGAAAUGGACAAAGUUCCAAUCCAACAAUGAAUUAUCAAUUGGGUACAGAUACGACAUUGAUAGGACCUGAAACUAUGACCAUUAAUGCAGAUGGUGAUUUAUUCAUUGCAGAUAAUAUGUAUCUUAGAAAGUUGGCACUUCCAAAAUCACCUUCCUGUUUUGGAAUUAGUUCAACCAAUUCAAGUGUUUGUUCUGGACAUGGACAAUGUUAUGAUUUUGAUAUGUGUGAAUGUCAACAUGGAUAUAGUGGUGUGAAUUGUGAAAAGAUUGUUUGUUUUGAUAUGUCCAGUGAUGAUCCAUAUGUUUGUGGUGGUGGACAUGGCAAAUGUAUUGAUGUGGAUACAUGUAAAUGCUUCAAUGACACAAUGUACACAGGUCCUGAAUGUAGAAUUCCAAUUUGUUUUGGAUUGAAUGCAACAGAUAAUGCUGUUUGUUCCCAAAAUGGAAUAUGUGUCGAUUACAACAAAUGUCAAUGUUCAAAUGUCAUGUAUUCAGGUCUAGAUUGUUCAAUUCCAUAUUCAUGUUACAAUAUUUCAUUUUCAGAUUCAAAAGUUUGUUCAGGAAAUGGAAAUUGUCAAUUGAAUGGAACUUGUUCUUGUCAACCAACGUUUGUAGGUCAACAAUGUCAAUUUAAAGGUUUUAACAGUGAUGAAAUAAUACUGAGAUGGAAUGUUUCGUCUGCUAAACUGAGAGAAACUGUUCGAUUGGAAGCUCUUUUCCCAGAAAAUUAUUUCACACAUCCCCAAUCAAGUAAGAAUGUGAUGAGCUAUAUCAAAAUUUCAUAUUAUCAAAGUUUGGAAUUAUAUAGAUCUAUAUCAGUGCAGAAUAGAAUAAUUUAUCAUGAAAUGAGUUUUGGAGAUGAAACUCAAGCAAUUGCCAAAAUGAUUGUUUAUGACGACAAGUCAAAUGUCAUGUUAAUGCAACCUAUAAUGUGGAAAGAAGCUAAAUUAAAUGUCCUUGUUGAUAGACAAACAACACUUUCAGAACCAACACCUUCUAAUAAUUUAGCUUAUUUAGCAUUUCUUUCCUUAAUUCCCUUAUUAUUAUUACUGAUCAUUAUUAUUGCAAUUGUGGUGAAAAUAUUAUCAGGAAAAUAUUCACAUAAGAAUUUGAGUAAUGGAAAUGUAAUGCCAGCUACAAAUGUUGAAAUGAAACAAAUAUAA
Naegleria gruberi is the source of this 3216-nucleotide messenger RNA. RefSeq lists its product as uncharacterized. The coding region runs from base 1 to 3216 and encodes 1071 amino acids. The record is from RefSeq and is a predicted model, not a curated record. Lineage: Eukaryota; Heterolobosea; Eutetramitea; Acrasida; Naegleriidae. The transcript is spliced from 6 exons.